CGGCAAAAAUGGCAAAAAUGCCCUUUAAACUUUUCACACACAUUUGAUGGAAUAACUACUGUUAACCUCAACAUAUAAAAAAUCAAACAAUGUUCAGGAUGGACGGAGAUGUAUGGCAUCAGCUGACCUACUUUCUAGUAUUUUGGCAUCUCUACAAACUCUAGAUUUUAACUUUGAAAAAUUGUGGAAUAUUUUCUGAAGAAAGUUUUUGUUCACUUCCUGUUUUGGACAAACAUUCGUGGUAUUCAGGUGAAUUGGCUGGAUUAGUUCUCAAGAUGAAGACCAAGAAAACAGCUCAAAAAGCUGGAAGGAGGCAGUUGAAUACUAGUGUUCCAAAUCAGUAUAAGCCUAUUGCCAAGAAAAGAGUGUUCCUGGACUUGAAGAAUUACAGAGGAAAGGCUGCCUUAGAAGCUGAUCUAGAACUACUGGGAGCUACCAUUGAGAAAUGUUUCAGUAGAGAAGUGAACUUCCUCGUGACAAAUGCUGUAACUCCAAAGGAGGUGAUGUCAUACAGGAAUGCAUCUAGCUCUAAUGCUGCCACCCCUAGUCCAUUUAACAUGGGAGGUGCUACCCCUCUUGGAAUAGACUCCCCCAGCCAGGAUUCACCAAGCAACCCUGAAAACAAAGGACAUGUGACCAGAGGGAGAGUUAUGGCGCAGAAAGCCAGAGUGACACAAAGCAGCUCUGUAAUUGAUAAUGCAAGGAAACUGAAAAUUAAAGUAAUACAUGUCAUUAGUGUUGAGAUAUGGGUUGAGAAAGAAAAAGAAAAGAUUCCUCUAGCUGCAAGACAGAAUAACAAGAAAGAAGUAAAGGAUGAUAAAGUCACUAAAGAGAAAAAGAUGACUGCUCCAUUCGUGAAGUUUGAAGCUACAAAUAAACACUACAAGCCAUACUGCAUGGAGUUCGCCACAUUCCCAUCCCCUAACAUGCAGACCAAGAAAUGGUCAUGCCCCUUUGACCCGAGGGACCAGAAGAAUGUUGUACGUGGUGAGAGAGCCGAGUUAGAAGAGGCUGCUGAAGAAGCCGAUCAUCCUGGUAUGGAUGGAACCAAUAAAAGGGCAAGUGUUAAAGGUGGUGAAAGCUCUGAUGUGUUGGGUAUUGACAAAUUGACAACAGCAGGUCAACUUAAGAACUAUAUGUUAGAGAAACGCAAGGAGGAACAGCGUAAAGGCUACUGUGAAUGCUGUCAACUCAGAUAUGAUGACUUGGAGCAGCACAUACGAGGAGAACAGCACAGGAAGUUUGUUGCCACAGAGGAAAACUUUACAUCCCUUGAUUCUUUAAUACAACAAGGCCCCAACAUGCAACGUUUUUUGGAUGAUGUUCUUCGCUAUCAUACUAUACAUCAAGUUGAAGCAAAGUUAGAGAGUCAUGAAGACAAAGAGGAAAUUGCCCUGCUCACCCCCUACAAAUCCCCUGCUAGAAACAUCAAGUUUGUUGCAUCAAAACAUGCCAAGCAAUCUCCUAAGGGUAAAGGAAAGGAUCAUAAGAAAAGUUAUAAGAGAAGGUUGGAUAUCUCAAAAGACAAUACAAAUAUUGCUGGUCAAUCGAUGGAAGGUCUGACAAGUGAUCAGCCUACUACUUCACAGCAAAGUGCUGGUAAAAAGCCGGACAUUGAGUCAGCCCAUGUAACAAUGAGACUUAAGCCCUCAGUUGAAGAUGAAGAGCUAACAGAAAAAAGAGCAAAGAUCCCAAAUAAAGAGCAGAAAAAUAAACAGUGUCAAAAGGUCACAAAAGAUUGUGAUAAUGCUGUGAGCAACUUUCCCGGCUCUAGUCAACAUAUUAAACCAGAUCGUGCGAAAAGGAAAAAUAGUAUCUCACCAGAAAAACUAAAUACUCCUAAUAAAAGAUCAAAAAGUUCAGGAAAGAGUGCAAAGCCUACCACCCCUCAGUCCCCACCCCAGCGUACCACUAGAUCACAUACAACUCCUAAACAAACCCCAGGAAAAUCAAAAACAGAGAAAAGGAUGCUUAGAUCUUCAGAGAAAAAACAAAGUGCUAAGUGUCUGAAAAUGUCAGUAGAGUCAGUACCCCAUUCGCAUUCAUCAGACCCAAAUGCAACAAUCCCAUUUGGAAAUAAAACUCCCCAGAAAGUGAUAAAUAGAAGACAAGGUGCUCAUAAGGCGGCAGCUUCUUCUAAUGUGGAAGAAGUAUCUUCACAUAAUCAAACUCAAAAUAGAAAAUCAAAUGAUUGGAGGAUCCUUACUGACAGGAGUAUGCAGAAAAUGUUCUGCAGUGAGCGAGAUGAUGUUAACUUUGAGGGUUUUAAGAAUGUGGACACUGAUUUACCUACAGAUCUAAGCUACAAGGAUCUUUCAGAGAUCAGCAUACCUCCAACCUCAAAUUUAAUACCAAUAGCUGUUAAACAAAGCCUUUAUAAGCAAUCUCCAUUGAAAUUUAAAACCAAGGUGGCAACUCCAAUUAAAAGUGAUGAUGUCAUUGAUAUAAUGAAGAUACUUGAUAAAGAUGCAUCAUCUGAAUGGGAUAAUACUGUAGAUAGUUAUCUUGAGGGGCAUAUCAUGAAGGAGACUACUAAAGGGGCAAUAAAUUCAUUCGUUCUCAGAAGUUCAGCGAAGAAAGUUUCAGGUUACAACAUAGUACUCGAUCAAGAAUCUAGCAUUAAAGAAAAUAGGGAAAAAAUACGAAAGCAAGUGUUGCAUAAAUCAAGUCCAGUAAAACAUGGAGCAACAAAGGCUGUUCUUGAAGGAAAAGAUGCACUGAAAGUAAAUACAGCAAGAAGGAGACCUAUCGACGAUGUUGAAGAUAGAGAAAUGGAGGAACAUCUGGAACAACUUCUUGCUGGUGUCCAGAAAGAAGUCCUUGCUAAACCAUUCAAGACAUGGGUGAAAGACAUAGAUGGAAAAGAACAUGAGGAAAGUGAUAGCUCUGUACCAGAAUAUAAGAAAUUCAGCCCUACUGCUGAAUCUACUCCACGUUGUAAGAAUAAACCAUCAAAUGGAGCCACUGAAACUAAACUUAAUGAAUCUUUCAUAGAAGAUCAAAAAACAAUGGUAUCUGACAAGAAACAACAGCAAAAACUGAUUGGUGAAACUAGACAAGAUACAACACCUAGAAAAUGUACUAGAUCAGCCAUAGAGGCAGUACCCCCAAGUCCUGGUUCCCCUAGUAUAGAAGCACAGGUCAUAAUUGAUAAGGACAUUUCCUUCAACUUUGAUAGCCCACAAUCCCACAACAAAUCAAGAUCAAGAUUGAAUUUCAAUACAUCUGGUUUGAAAUCAGCUAAAGAUGAUGAUAUCGAUGAGAAUGAAGUCACAAUCGGUUAUGAUCGAUCUCCUGCUAGAAUUAAGAUGUUGGACCAAGUUAGUGCUGGUAUCCAGGCCCAUCUUACAAGUGGUCCAUCUAGUCCACACACCAAAACACUCAUCUCUUCAUCUAAAUUAGAGGAGAGUGUUCACUCUAAAAGAAGAUCACUACCAAUAGAAAUACCAAUUGGAGCAAUACUAAGCAAGCCUAAUGUGAUGAAACCUACCCCAGAGAACUCCAAGACAACAAAGAAAUUGUUUAAAUCAUUAUCAGAUAGGAAAAAAUGUUACAAACUGGAUCACAUCAAAACACACAUGAACACCACUUCUACAUAUGGGAAAAUAACAAAGGGUUCCCCAAAGAUCAGAUUCAAUUCAAUUGGUUUGAAUAAAACAUGGGGAGGAUUUAAAAGCUCAAGUCAGGGCCAGUCUAGAAGCUUUGUAAAGAAGGUUGGGAAUCCAAAGGUGUUGUCACCUAGAAGGAUAACAAGGCAGAGUCCUCUGAAGCCUCAACUUAGCCCUAAGUGUUCCACACAAGAUGAUGCCAGGAGGUCAAAUACUCCAAAGAAAACCAGUCCAAGAAAGCGACUAGACAUGAAGAGCCCUAGCAAGGGAAAAGUAGAAACCAGCGCAAAGAAACAGCAUAAAAGUAGAAGCCCAUUGAAAGGCAGGAACACCAGGAAGUCCCCUGGUAAAAGUCCAGCAAUGAAAGGGAAACAAGCAGUCAGGAGCUCCUUAAGGAGAGCUCUCCAGGAUUCAAUCUCUGAGUACAGUGGACAUAGCAGCAGUGACUUCAAGGAGCUCAAUAGUAAACAUGCUGACAGUCCCUUGUCUUGCGCUCAGAUCAGCUCUAUCAAAGCAAGAGAUUAUCGUAGAAUUCACAGAACUGUCAACUGGGCUGCAAAAGUGAAUGAUAGUAGUGAUGAGUUCAGAGAUAAGCAAACACCAGUGUAUAAAUCAAAGUCAAAUGGAAAGAGAUUGUCUUUUCAUGAAGGCUCCAGGAGAGCUUUGUCCAGUCAACACAAUGAGAGUAUGCGAAAAACUGAUGAGAAUAUGAAAAAUAUUACCCCAGACAAAGGGCGACUGCGCGAAAGACCUGAACCUAAGAGUGCACCAGCUAAACUAAGACAGUCAAAAUCAGUGAAAAAUGGUAGUCCUAACAAAAAAAGCCCUUCAAAAUCAAAGAAAAGAAAAAGUGAUGUAGCCAAUAUAGAAUUGAAGAAAACACAAGAAAAUAAUUCUCCGGCAAAGCGUAGAGUGACAAGACAUAGUGAGUCUAACCAGCAAAUAAUCGCUGGUAAAGAUACAGUGAAAACACCUUUGGAAAAUACCAGAAAGACUCCCACAAAUAAGAAUGGCAAAAGUCCUACAAAAAUGAAAAGUCCAGCAAAAAGUCCUUCAAGAUCCAGCAAGAGAACACUCAGGAACCAAACCAAAAGAGCUAACAUGUACUAUGAGUUUUCAGAAGGUUCUGAAGAUCCAUUUGACCUUCAUUGACCUGGUUGUUCCAGGAUAAAAUAGGGUAUGAAUUAAAAUUAAUAUGCAAUUUGAAAGGAAUAAACUAAAUGUGUGUGUUAUAUGUGAUCUGGAUAUAAGAAAUACAUGAAGGGAAAUUCAUGAGAUCAUGUGAUAUACAAACAAAACAGAAGACAUAUCUAUUUAUUUAUGAUGGUAAAAAUUAUGUGAUGUAUACACGCUAUGUGAUACAGAAUCUUGGUAUUAUUUUGCUAGAUGACAUCAUCAGGAUGACACACUGACAUCUAAGGCAUCAUAAAAUGUUGAAAUAUUUUAUUUGCCAAAUAUUAUGUGAAUGAUUUUUGUAAAAUAGCCAAGAGAGACGCAAUUCUUUU
This is a messenger RNA of Owenia fusiformis, 5113 nucleotides long. The record is from the annotation of a GenBank genome assembly. NCBI's taxonomy places the organism in Eukaryota, Metazoa, Annelida, Polychaeta, Sabellida, Oweniidae.